ACAAAUUAUGAUGCAAUUCCGUUUACACAUGUUGUGCGAGGAAAUUGUGCGGCUGCGUUUCCGAAUGUUGAAUUCCUCUGCAAAAACCCCCAGUAAUCUCUGACUCAUUUUGAAAGCCAUGCUGCAAGAUCUUUCGUAUCUAGGUAAUUUUCUAAUGACAAACUUGACAAUGGUCUACACUUAAACAGUAUCGAUCGAGAUCUGAACACCAGUUGUUUGAAGUCUGUCAUAAACCCUGUUUUGAAGCCGUCCAAUGCCUGCACAGCAUCAGUCAUGAUUGAGAGAUCGGAGGAGGAACAUCCAAUCAGGCGGAUCCAGGAGGAUCAUCAUCACCUGUGCGACAUCUCCAUCAAGACGGACAAGGGCAAACAUGCCCAAAAGCAAGCCGCAACAUGGAAAGAGGUGACAGUGUCACUGACGGCGGGAGCAGUCGCUGGAGCCACCGCCAAGACGGUGAUUGCGCCCCUGGAUAGGACAAAGAUCCUUUUUCAAACCUCUGAUAUGCAUUUUAGCCCCCGCAAGGCUCUGAACCUUAUCUCCAAGGUGUACCACAACGAGGGAAUCAUCGCCCUAUGGCGCGGCAACUCGGCUACGAUGGCCCGCAUCAUCCCGUACGCUGCCAUUCAGUAUGCAUCUCACGAACAGUACAAGAGUCUACUAAACCCAACCAAAGCACCGAGUUUACAGCCAAUCCCAAGGUUUCUGGCUGGCUCGUUGGCCGGUGUUACAGCAUCCACAUUAACGUAUCCUCUAGACUGUGUCCGAGCCCGCAUGGCCGUCACUAACCGCGAAAGCCACAAGUCCAUGAGCAGUAUCAUUAGAAUUACGUUUCGUCAGGAAGGCCUCGUGAGUUUCUACCGAGGCUAUCUACCCACUGUGCUAGGGGUAAUCCCGUACGGCGGGAUAAGUUUCUUCAUCUUUGAGACCUUCAAGAAGAGGCAUCGAGAGUUGACAGGCAAGUCUCAUCCGACACCAUCCUACAACAUGGCGUUCGGCGCCGUGGCGGGCCUGGUGGGCCAGUCCGCCUCCUACCCGCUAGACGUGGUCCGCCGGCGCAUGCAGACGGCGGGACUCACCAAGUACACCUACGACACCAUCGUCAACACGGCCAGGGAAAUCUACCACGAGGGGGGUGUGGUGCGGGGACUGUACAAAGGCCUGAGCAUGAACUGGGUCAAGGGCCCCAUUGCGGUGGGGGUCAGCUUCACGACAUACGAGCUGGCUCGCCGGUUCCUACAGCAGAGGGUACUACACGACGACGUCGGCUGAAACCGUACGGCAUGCGCUUCAUGUGGCAAUAUUUUCAAGCUGUCGAGUACAAAAUAGACGGAAAGAAUGUUGCAACCUGACGCUGCUUUUUUCCUUCAUAUAUCAUCUCAUGGAAGGUCAGUCAUUGGAAAAAUAAUGAUAAGACAUGAAUCUGGGACUGAGAAAUAUUUUCCUAUUUUGUUAGGAAAUACUUACAAAAUGUUCUUGACUCUCCGUAGACUUUGUACGCAACCACUGAAGUAGCGUCAGGUUGCAACAUUCUUUCCAAAUAGACAUUUAAUUUAGUUUUUCUAAUUAGCUGAUUAUUUUUUCAGCUGUUCCUCAGGGUUUGUACAUUUUAACCUUGCAGAGGUGAAUAACAUUUUUGUGCCGAACUUUGUCACUGAUAUUAAAGCAAUUAGAAAGGCGUUAAACCAUACGAGCCGUCCUAACAGAAAAAAAC
Molecule: messenger RNA, 1711 nt
Organism: Patiria miniata (bat star)
Lineage: Eukaryota; Metazoa; Echinodermata; Asteroidea; Valvatida; Asterinidae
Gene: slc25a42
Product: mitochondrial coenzyme A transporter SLC25A42-like
Exons: 7
Coding region: 274-1269 (331 amino acids)
Biological process (GO): transmembrane transport
Cellular component (GO): mitochondrial inner membrane
Source: RefSeq, a predicted model, not a curated record